Messenger RNA from Coffea eugenioides, 2639 nucleotides. RefSeq names its product protein MODIFIED TRANSPORT TO THE VACUOLE 1. The record is from RefSeq and is a predicted model, not a curated record. The transcript has 5 exons. Gene Ontology annotation, cellular component: trans-Golgi network membrane. Gene Ontology annotation, molecular function: ubiquitin binding; phosphatidylinositol binding. Lineage: Eukaryota; Viridiplantae; Streptophyta; Magnoliopsida; Gentianales; Rubiaceae. The coding region runs from base 180 to 2261 and encodes 693 amino acids.
CCAGACAGAAGGAAAAAAUAAAAAUAAAAAAUAUUACAAUCUUUAAGCAACUCUCCCAUUUCAGUCCCAAUCCACGGUUAUUUCUCCUGCUUCAAUCUCAAACCCAGAUCGGCUGAUUCAUCGGACCUAUCUCCGAUUGGUCAAAUUCCCAAUUGGAUUGAGUACUGACGCUAGUGAUCAUGGAUCAGAGCAGGAGAGCGGUGGAGUCGUACUGGAGGUCGCGGAUGAUCGACGGCGCUACCUCCGACGAGGAUAAGGUCACUCCGGUCUACAAAUUGGAGGAGAUUUGUGAGCUGCUCCGCUCGUCUCAUAUCGGCAUCGUCAAAGAAGUGUCUGAAUUUAUCCUCAAACGCCUCCAACACAAAUCCCCCGUUGUCAAACAAAAAGCUCUAAGAUUGAUCAAAUAUGCUGUGGGAAAGUCGGGUGCAGAAUUUAGGAGAGAGAUGCAAAGGAAUUCUGUGGCUGUGCGACAGUUAAUUCACUAUAAAGGACAGCCAGAUCCUUUAAAAGGUGAUGCUCUGAAUAAGGCUGUACGUGAGACAGCCCAAGAAGCUUUGUCUGCUCUAUUUGCUUCGGAGGAUAGUAAACCUUUGCCUACUGAAAGUCUUGGCAGUCGGAUUCAAGGAUUUGGAAAUACAAACUUUGAAAUGGCAACAGAAGAUAAGAAGUCUUUUCUUACCGAGGUGGUUAAUAUUGGAAGUAGUACAAUAAAGCAGGGAUUUAGUAGUUUAACGCAAUCCCCAUCCCUCAAAAAGAAUGACACUGGGACAUAUAGGAGUCCAAACCUACGGAGAUCAUUGACUACAGAAACUGAUUUUGAAGAUCGAUAUGAAGGAGUUAGAUCUCAUAGUGAGAGCCAGAAUACUUCUAGGCUUUCUAGUAAUGCUGGUUCUGGAAAUUGGAGUCAGGAUGUUAGAUCGUCCCAAUUAGAUACAAUUAAUGCUGAUUCCAGUCCAAGUUAUGAGAAAACUCAUGAGCAUAGGCUAUUGGAAACUAUUGUGACUUCUGGUGGUGUGCGACUACAACCCACACGAGAUGCCAUUCAGAUUUUCCUUGUGGAGGCAUCAAAAUUGGAUGCUCUGGCUUUAUGUCAUGCCCUUGAAUCAAAGCUGCAAUCUCCCUUGUGGCAGGUUCGCAUGAAAGCUGUUUGCGUUCUUGAGGCCAUAUUGAGAAAAAAAAAUGAAGAACAUUUUUCUACCAUGGCACUUUAUUUUAGCGAAAACAGGGAUGUGGUGGAUAAAUGUUCUGAAUCUCCUCAGGCUUCACUUAGGGAAAAAGCAAAUAAGGUCUUGUGCCUUUUGGAUGGUGAACAAACUGGUGGACUGGGCCAUCAAGAGAAACCAUUGAAGGCUGAAGCAACUGCUGUUCAGAUGCCAGACUUGAUAGACACCGGUGAUGCAGAUGACCUUUUUGGAACUGAUGAUUCAACAAAGAUCCAAAAUGCUUCUAGCACUACAAAUAUCUCGACUUCUUCUACUCCUUUGAUUGAUAAUUUAUUUGGAGAAGGCAUGGGUACUGAUUUUGGUGUUAGUGAACAGAAAAAUGAUGAUGACCCUUUUGUAGAUGUGUCAUUCCACAACAGCAGUAAUAAGGAACAUGAAGCUGAUAUAUUUUCUGGAAUGGCUCUUGAUAGCUCACGCAUUGCUGAAACCCAUGUGGCAGUUAAUGAGAUUAGACCUGAGUUACUUGAUAUUUUUGGUCCCAACUCUGAAGUUUCCCAAGUCAUAGACAUUCCUAACAAAGACGUAAAUGACAUAAUGAGCACGUUGUCUAUAAGUGGAAUUAACUCAGCCAAUGUCAAGCAAAAUGGAACCUCCUGGGGAGGACAAGAUUCCACAGUAAAUCCAAGUCAUCAGGUUUCUAGUGAUGCCUUCAACAGCAUUCUUGCUUCCCAAACCACCGGGACAAAUUCUGAUCCCAUGUUUGCUUUGGGUGCUACACCAUAUAAUAUGCCACCAGGUUUUGUUAUGAAUCCAUCAUUUACUCCUCAGCAAAUUAAUUAUACUGCAAUGGCCAGUCUGCUUGCCCAACAGCAGCUUCUGGCAUCCAUGUCAAACUUCCAGCAGCUUGAAAAAUUGCAGCCAAAUCCUGGUGCUGGAUCUAAUGGGAGCUACUCUUCACCGCUCCCAGACAUUUUUAAUCCUGCUGUCCCAAAUCAACCCACUUCAAUGAUGAGUACUUCAAAGAAAGAGGAGACAAAAGCAUUUGACUUUAUCUCGGACCAUGUGGCUGCUGCUCGCGAUCAAAAAAGAGUAGUUUGAGUUUAGAGUUUUUUCUACUCUUGAAGGGCAUUGCUAUAAAUGAGAGUAGCUAAUUUGAUAAUAUAGCAGGAAUUGGCAGCUUGAAAGAGAAACUCUCCAUGAUACUCUUAUCUUCGGUACCUCAGUCUCGAACAUUUUGGAUUCUUGAUAAAGAUGUGGGGAAAGCAUCCCUGUUCUAGUUGAAAGGGCGAGGCCAAAAUUGUUUUUGUGGGCGUAUAAGCUGUAUUAUGGUGUAUGAUGAGAUCGUUUAUCAGUCUGUGCAGUUGGGUUCAGAUUUUGUAAUUGUGCAGUUCUGUCUUUUUCCGUUGUACAAUAUUCAUAAUUAUCUUGUUGAGGUUAAACUUUUUUCCUAUGUUAUCUUUCCGGUUAUCCACGCCA